CACUUAAAAUAUAAUCUGAGGACAUAACUGUCAUCGCAUGCCACCAGAGAUUAAAAGCAUUAGGUUCUCUAUUGUUGCAGUAUUUUAAAAAAAAAAAUUAAAAAAAAAGUCACUGCUGCUGCUAAUAAUUCUGUCUUGAGGUUUUGAAUAUUAAAGAUGGAGCCUAUGGAUAUUGUUGGUAAAUCCAAGGAGGAUGCUUCGCUACCUAAAGCAACUAUGACCAAAAUUAUUAAAGAAAUGUUACCCCCGGAUGUUCGUGUUGCAAGAGAUGCACAAGAUCUUCUGAUAGAGUGUUGUGUAGAGUUUAUAAAUCUCGUAUCAUCAGAAUCCAAUGAAGUAUGCAGUAGAGAGGACAAGCGGACGAUUGCACCUGAGCAUGUACUCAAGGCUUUAGAGGUUCUUGGGUUUGGAGAGUACAUUGAGGAGGUUUAUGCUGCAUAUGAGCAACACAAGAUCGAGACAAUGCAGGACACUUUGAAAAGUGGUAAAUGGAGCAAUGGUGCCGAAAUGUCGGAGGAAGAAGCGGCAGCCGAGCAGCAAAGGAUGUUUGCUGAGGCACGUGCAAGAAUGAAUGGAGGGACUGCUGCCCCUAAGCAACCAGAAAUGGAUCCAAGUUUCGAGAGCUAACCUUCUUGUAGGACUUUAAUUCUAUUAAACCAUAGGCAAGCAAUCCUUGACCCUUCGUUUUGUGCAUCUAAUCUCUCCCUCAUAAUAUCUUGUACAAAAAUCAUUGGCAAGUGCACUGCCUAUGUUGAUUUGCACUUCGAUGUAGUUCAACGUAUGGAUCCUUAUGUCUAUAACUUGAUGUAAUUAAGUAGCGCAAAUUCGUCCUA
Messenger RNA from Mercurialis annua (annual mercury), 833 nucleotides. RefSeq names its product protein Dr1 homolog. Lineage: Eukaryota; Viridiplantae; Streptophyta; Magnoliopsida; Malpighiales; Euphorbiaceae. The transcript is spliced from 6 exons. Bases 157 to 627 code for a protein of 156 amino acids. Gene Ontology annotation, molecular function: protein heterodimerization activity. The record is from RefSeq and is a predicted model, not a curated record.